Messenger RNA from Oryzias latipes (Japanese medaka), 5293 nucleotides. The record is from RefSeq and is a predicted model, not a curated record. Lineage: Eukaryota; Metazoa; Chordata; Actinopteri; Beloniformes; Adrianichthyidae.
GCGUCAUUAACAUGCGCCCAGGAGAUCCAGAGGAGAGGGGGAAAUGGUUGGAUUUAGCCUAAAAGGAGGUGAAAGGAUGGCGUCGUCAUUAGCGUCUUAUUGCACCUGCUUCCAUUUUGAUGGUUAUUAUUGAUCGUCGCAUGCAGCAGGGACACCUACAUAAGUCUAACCUGCGGUUGGUGUGUGUUGUUUUCGUUUUCAUGACCGAACGACAGCAGUAGCAGUAGCUUAGCUAUGUGUCUAACUCAGUUUUCAGCUUCGACGCUCCGCUGUGCGAUGAUAAUGAUAUAGCGAGGAGCCAUGCAGCCUAACGAGAGCUGGAAAUAAAUAGAACCGGUUCGGUUUCUCCAGGGCCUGAGGCGGCCGGAACAACCGUUUAAGCUAACAGCUGUUUGAGACAUGAGGUGCAGCUCCGCGUCGUCCUCCCCACUGGUGCUUGGUGCUUAGAUCCACUGUGCUGAAGACGCCAGAAGCUGGGAAGGAUGGCGCCUUAGAUGUCAUGACGUGGGAUCCUUACCUGAUGGGUGAUGAGUUUGGUGUGGUUCCGCCUUCAGCUGACUUUUAAACCCGGUCUGUGAUGCCUUCUGUCCGGCAUUUGUCUUUGUAAAAGUGAUAGUCAUGGCUCACUGCAAGGUAGAGGAGCAACAAUGUGACGCCCAAGAUAGUCCUCCGGUCGCUGAUGUGCAUUCCCGCUGUCUCAUCACAGAAGACGUUCAGUCUGAUCCGAUAAAUACAACAGUCAAAUCUCAGAAAACUGGGAGAUUCAGGAGGACCGCUUUGACGUUUUUUGGAGUUCGCAAAGGUAUCUGUAUUUUACCGAGCUUUUUUGGUGGGCGAAGUAAAAAUCAAAACAAAUGGCACUCAAAGAAAGGAAUUAGCAAAAGCAAAACCCAUGAUGGGUUGAGUAACAUCAGCCACACAGACCAUCUGGGAAGUGUGUGCGCCUUGACUGAGGCUUCAGAGUAUCACAGUCAAAGGGAAACUGCUGCAGAGCUCCAAAGCAGCUGUCACAACGAAUGUAGUCACUCUGCUGAUCAGCAGAAAUCACUGACACUCGGUCGACACAAAAGGGGUUUGAGAACUCUCUUUCAGAGUUUUAAGCAAAGCAGAGGUCAGAGAAAUGCCGGCUUGGAUACAACAGAGAUGAUUGCAAUAUCCUUUCCUCAGUCUGGGAGGGAGGGGCCUGCUGUCCAAGUCAGCCGGCCUGUCACUGAGUGCCUGGGAUCUGAACCUGAUGUGCCUGAUUUCACAGAUGUCAUGAAAUGUGACAUUUCCAUUGGUCCUGAAUGUAGCAGUGCUGAUGUGAUGCGAUUGGAGAACAGCGCAGAGAAAGAAAGACCAAAGUCUGAGCACGGCGGUCAGGAGCAGCAUGAUCUGCUUGAGGAAGCUGCUGCGGUGGCUGGAGCUUCCACUACUCACCAAGAGACCCUGAUAGAUUCUAGUGCACCAUGUGUGGAGCCUCAGAUGGGGUCUCCGUCUGCAUUGAAGUCGGAAAUUCCUCACGGCUCCUCAGAUGGGCUUAACCUGUUCGAAGAUGUUUCAUCGUUGAAGAGCUUUGAUUCGCUGACUGGCUGUGGGGAUAUCACUGCAGAUCAAGAGGACGACAGCAUCACAGACAGCACGGUGUCUGGAGAACGGAGCAGGAACGGAGGGAAGAGGGCUUCCUGUUACCUUACUUACCAAGGUGGUGGAGAAGAAAUGGCCUCACCUGAGGAUUUUGAUGAAACGUGCCUUCAGGAGUUUUGGGGAAACAAUGACGCAAUCUGCUGCACUUGUAAUCCAGACCAGACGGACACAAAUGAGUUGACAAGUUCUCACAAUUUGGACUCAUUGAACAGUAGCAGUGCUCAGCAGGCUGUUGGUAUAGUUGUUUCCUCAACUGCAGAUGCUCUAACUCCCCAAAGUGAACAUCAGGAGUCAUUUCCAAAUAGCGAUGAGGGUUACUAUGACUCAACGACCCCUGGACCACAGGAAGGACAGGAAGAAGGUGACGGGUUAAGAGCUGGCAGAUUACCCAGGGACAGUUACAGCGGAGAUGCACUCUAUGAACUUUUUGCGCCUGAUGAGAGUCUGAUCAGUCCUCAUUAUGAGAACAAAUCACCUCAUCCCAAUUCCAAAUCAAGCACCUUUUUGUCUGAGCCAGAGGAUGAGAUGGAUGCUGCUUUUGUUCCAGAAAUGAAUCGCUUGCUAAUAGGUGCCGAACUAUACGCAGAGAGUUUUCUAGAGAGGCCGGGCACGUGCAGUAAGUCCUUGGAGUUGACACAGAAAGUGGAAAGUCGACAGGAAAUCAGAGGGAAUCAAAACACUAAUGCACAUUCAAAACAAGUAUCGAUAAACAUGAAAGAUGCUGCAGUAGGCAUUUUUGGUGACACUGGAAAAGUGCUCACUCCAACCGAAAAGAGAACAAUAUCCACAAAUGCUGACUGCAGCGUAGCAUUUGGAAGCUCAUCUCAUCCAGAUUAUGAAACCUUUUGCAGACCUAAAGAGGAACAUCUUGAAGAAAACAAGCCUGUGGCUUUACCAUACAAAAACAAAAGUUCCUCUGCUGAAGAGAGCACCACCUUCCUGGAUGAUGGGCAGACAGUGUGUUUCUCACAAGCACUUGAAGAUUACACCAAACACACUCAAAUCCUCGGCAACAAUGCGGAUGAUCUGGACAGGAAUUCUGCUUUCACUCCAAACAUGGAGGCCUUACCCACCAUAGUGACGUUUGACGUGGUUGAUAUGCACAACGAGGGUGAAUAUGAUGAGCAGAUGCGCAUGGACUUAGAAGAGGACAUCUCCUCACCCUAUCAGGAGUUUGAGGAAAGCUACCUUCAGAAAGAUGGGUUUGCUGAAUGUGAUUAUCAGAUGUUUGAUUUGUAUGAACACAACCUGAUCAGUAACGCGUGGGCUGUUGCCAGUCUCCCCCGGCAACAUGGCGUUAUAGGAGUCAGCCAGUCCGUGCCUCACACAUUAACCCAUGAUAAGAGGAGCAGGUCUCUGGAUACCGAAGGUCCUAAUGUAUGCACAGACACCAGGGCGGCUGUUGCUUAUUCCUCUCAACUGGAAGAGGACUCAAGCUCUUUACCAUACAGCAAAAAGAACAUAGUUAUGUCGUCCUCAGAAGCUGGAAACGGUAAAGGAAUAAUGUCUUCGUCGUGGCAUCCCAGGACAGAUGAAGACGUCACUGUAAAAGUCCAAAGUCUAAGUUCUCAUCACUCCUCCAGCGGGGACUUCUUUGACCUUAAACCGCAUCAUCUUUGCACUACUGUGUCAGACGACACUAGCUGUGAUUUCAUGUCCCACAAUCCAGAUUCAAGCGGCAGACAGCGUCACUUCCCUGUGCUGUCAGACUCCUGUGGACCUCAGGGCACCCUGGUUUAUGCUGGAAUGACAGAGCAGGAGCUUGCCGAUCUUGGUGAUCGUGUUUUCUGUAACACUGCUCAUAUGAAAUCCUUUACCCAGAGCAGUAAAGGCCGAGCAGAAGGUGCGAGCCUUCCUCAGAGUCCUCUGAAGGGAGCUUUGUGUAAAGAUAAAACAUCCGUCCUCUGUGAAAGUCAAGCGAUGUAGUGUUGUUCUCUGUGGCUUGCAGCAAGCUACCUGAGGUAUCUCUAAACUGAAAGGAUUUGCCACAGUUUGGAUGACAAAUGCCAGCAAUCACUUUUUAUAUUAGUCCAAAGGAACAAAAAUUGCUGAUUUUAGUUUGCACAGACGCGUGUUUGGAGGAGCUGUCUACUCCGACGGGAAGUGGAGUUGAACCGCUUGAAUAAACUGACAAAUGAUGUCCAGAACGUCUGACUUUCUGCAUUUGUGCUGUACCAGUCUAUGUGCACGGAGGGCUACUAGAUGUAGAUGGAAAGAAUUUAAAGGAGCAGCUGUUUCAUUUUCCAUUAAAGUUCUCAUCUCAUUAAGCUACUGAAUUUGACAAGAAUGUUUUACCCACUUGUAGCCUUGAUAUUGAGGCCUCUUCACUGAUGCCACACUUGUUUGCGAGGGUCAUCAUCAGCCCGGCUUCAGCUGUACAACCGUGCUACGCCUGUUGCCUUUUGAACAUAUGAAUGCUUUUGCUUUGCCUUAAAUGUCAACUUGGGUUUGUUUUUACUGCAUUUCAAAAUUAUGAGUCCACAGCAGCGUUACAUCUAAAUCCAGGUGUUUGAAUUUUCUUCACCUCAUUGAAAAGACUUCUGAAAUAAAAGAUGCCCUGACUGGAACCGGUAUGACACUCUAUUAAGAAGUAACUGCAUUUUCAAUGUCAAACACGUCAGGCCUGAAAUGGUGAAUGAAGUUUGUAAAUCUGCAGUAAACUGCAGUAAUUCCUUCCUGCCUGUAAUUUCCAGCACAUCUUCACUUGAGUUUUUGUCUGUGACACAUUCUCUCCGUCAGCAAAUCCCGACACACCACAGGUGUUUUGUCCUCUUUCACUCAUCCACACAGACAAUAAAGCGAGUGGACCUUUUUAUUUCAGUCUUUUUUUAGCUGUCAUAAAAAAUAAAAAUUCAUCUAUAGGAAGAUGCCAUUUAACAGACCAGAGAUUCUUUUUUGGUUGUUUUGUUUUAUAACAGUUAUAACAGUCCUCUGUGGGUUCAGGUUUGAGAUGCACUAAAACAGUUUUAGCUCUUUUUAGUUCUACUUUUCCACCAUGUUCAUGGUAAACAACUAAAAACACAUGUAAAGGAGUUGUUUAUUGUUCCCACAUUUUAUCUCAACUGCAACUUUAAGUUUACAUUUUGAAGGUUUUUAGGGGAACUCAGAAUCAUUUGCAAAUCUUCUAAAACUCCCCUGUAUGGAAAAUAUCCGUUUUCAUAAGCAGUGAAACAAUACAUGAAUGAGAGAGAGCAUGUGAUUAUAGACUGGGAUUCCUUUUUUUUAAUUUUUUUUUUUGAGCUAAGAAAAACCAUGCUUUUAUUUUUGUUGCAUUUGUUUCUUUGUUCUGUUCUGUUUUCAAUUUGAAAUAGCUCCACCAACUAGGAAGUAAAAAGUUCAGAUGAAAAUUGUGCUCUUCAAAACUGCGUUUCCGUUAUUGUGAGGGAUGAACAAGUGGUUGGAUUUUAAAUUUAAGAUAAGCUAUUUUUUUUCUUUAAAAAUGGAGUGUUGUUAUUUUUCUGUCUGUAAUAUUAGGAAAAUGUCUACAAUUGUCUUUAUAGCCCUAGGUUCUGAUUUCUUGUAUCAUGUACAGUUUGGCUGUUACAAAUGGCAAAUUGGGUCUAAGUUUUCUUAUGAGUUAUUGUUUACUUUCACCUUAAACAUUUUCAAAGCUUUUGUCUGAAUACAACACUGCCUUACAAGAAAAUAAACGUGAUAUCAAGUAUAA